Colletotrichum gloeosporioides is the source of this 2658-nucleotide messenger RNA. RefSeq lists its product as uncharacterized. NCBI's taxonomy places the organism in Eukaryota, Fungi, Ascomycota, Sordariomycetes, Glomerellales, Glomerellaceae. The record is from RefSeq and is a predicted model, not a curated record. The transcript is spliced from 4 exons. The coding region runs from base 1 to 2658 and encodes 885 amino acids.
AUGACGGAGCAUGGCCAACAAUUUAUCGGAGUAAAUGAUGUUGCUGGCGACGUUCAUCCCGAGGACAAUGAGACCAGCCCUCUUUAUUUUACAGGCUGCACCACUUCAGCCCAAAGCAUCCAAGACGAGUCUGCCUCAACGACCCACAAGGUCAAUAGUGGCGUUAGGUCAGAGCACCCAGGAGGGUUGUGUUUGCAAUAUCAACGCCUUUCAUCACAUGUCGACCACCUAACCCUCACUGAUGCCAGUGACAGCGGCGGGAAAGAGGACGAACCGAGGGCUCUUUCCGGCCAAGUUGUAGCCUGGAGUCCAACCUGGCUCCGACCCAUUUCUUUGUUCAGUUUCAUGGGCGUCUUCGUUGUUAGCACUGCUGCUCUUUGCGGCGUGUUCGCUUAUUCCCAAAAACACGAUGGUCUAAUGAUGAUUCAAACGGACUACGCAUCCGGAUGGCGUUUCGGCCCGGUAGCAGUUCUCACGGCCAUUUCAGUCCUUUGGUCGAGAGUCGAGCUUCAAGCGCUUCGAUACAUGCCUUGGAUUGCUCUAAAGCAGCACUUACCACGGAGAAAAGAUGACCAUGCGCUCGACUACACCGCAAUGCUACCGCAUGCAGUCCUUUUCGAAUCGUUCAAAAGACGCCACUAUCUUGUUGUUAUUGCAACUCUCGCAUCGCUUCUCAUUAAAGCGCAAAUCGUCCUUGCCCCAGGCUUGCUUAGCGUCAACAGCGUUCAAGUUGCGAAUGAGGUCGAUGUCAAAGUUCUCGACUCUUUCGAAGACAGAUUCAACGACACAAGGGCUCUGGAUGGUCGAGCAUAUCAUUUGAUCAAAGCAUUGCAGAACUUCCAGCUGCAGCUUCCUUUCGGAGUUACUGAGGAUACCGCGUACCAAACAUUCAUAUCACGGAACGCAACUGCCAGAGGAAGCAUAGACGCGCCUUUGAUAGUCGAGGUUGAUGGCCUUUUUGCAGACAUGCAUUGCUUGAAGCUUGAGUCCUUUACUUCCACUGAGCCUAAGCCUGAACAGCUACCAAACACCAACGAAACUCUUUACUACGUAGUUGAGUUGAUGCUCCGAUUUCAAGGGUGCGAGUCUGCUGAUUACGCACUCUCUUCGACUCUCUUGCACGACGAGCUUGGACUCUUGUUCUUCACUGACGUGGAUCCGGACUUCCGCGAACUCCAGCUCCAACAGGAAACAUGGCUGGGCUCUUUCAGGAUAGAGAACACCCCCAAAAGCCUCGACUUAUCUACGAACAACCGAAAACUGGUCAGCAGCCUUCUAUUGUAUCAGGAUGAUCCAACAUUGGUUUAUCCGCAGAACACAUAUGCCAACCUGGUGUUUCCCGCUCUUGGAAGCGCGAAGGAUGUGGACGUCUCCGAGAGAGUCUCACUCAAAUUGGCAGCACCAGCUGUCAGAUUGGGAUCUGAGUGUUCAAGGGUCCAGCCGAAAGAUUACAGAGUUGUCAAUCAUGGAGAUCCCUCUCUCUUCAGAGACAUAUAUGUGGCUGAGUUCAUUACUUGCCCAGACGGUCGCCAAGCUGAGCUGACGAACGCAGUCAAUGUGGGAGACUCCAGGGAGGAUGGAGAAAUUGCGGGGGGGCCUAGAGAUAUAUACUUCGCCGAGGAGUUUGCCUCUCCGUAUAACCUUUUUACGAUAAAUGACGUUUGCGAGCUGGGUCUCGAAUCCGAUGCUUACGGCCACUCCUAUACGUUCUCGAGAACAGAAACUUAUGCUUGGGGCGUCUACAACGCUUCCACUCAUCAAUUCGACAACCUCACAAUAUGGAGAUGCAACUACACCUGGGAAGAAGUUGGCACCGAAGUGAACCUCAGGGUUCUCAACGGGGAUUUUGUGUUGGAUACGACGAGACCACCAAGGCCAGAUGAGUCAACCACGAGACCGUUGAACCCCACCUUCAACAUUCCACCGAUUGGCUACGAGUUCGACGAUCUGUCCGUGGGUAGCGCGCAGCCUUCAGUGGAACUGGACUGGGAACUCGGUGGUUCAAAGAAUGAUCAGUUCGCCGUCUUAUUUGAACCGCAUGGCCCAUUCUCAGCCCAGGAUCUUCGUGAUCCAGACAAGGAACAUGCCAUCGUCAAAAAACUUGGUCACAACUACGCCCUCAUCGCAGCUCAAUUAGCCAACCUCGAAAAUCGCUUCAGCAUGACCGAGAGCUCUGCAGACCGUCCUCCUCCAUCCAGCGGUCUUUCGAAGCUCAACGCAACGGCUACUGACAAUGAGCCACGUCGCCUCAGACAGAAUUCGGAGGUGACUUGGGCUCUUGUCACAAUGGUGGCAUUGAUAGCCCUAACUAAUGUCUGGACACUGCUCUCCACCGCAUCUCGUCAUUUUCUGGGGAAACCAUUACCGCUGGAUAUGGACGUAAAAGGCCUUGCACCGGAUGGUUUCAAUAGUAUGGCGGCGAUGUUUGCCUUGCUCAAGGGCUCGAAUAUCAGGGCAUAUCUUCCGGACGACGUGGAACGGCUGUCUUCAAAACGGCUCUAUGAACAUAUGGAUGACUUGGAGUUCCGGCUUGGUUGGUUUUAUCGGGCGGAGGACCAAUCUAGAGUCUUCACCGUGGGUGUGAUCGGAGAUCCAGGUUUCAUGUUCCUGGGAUCGAAGGAGGGUACAGCCAAGGAAGAGCCGCUGGUUGCACCAUAG